UAGCAUGGAGUUCUACUCUAGGUUCAGAUGCAGUCGACGCACUGCGAACAGCAGAUGGACCGUUCGCACCACAACCGCAACAAACACGAGCACAACAGGAGGAGGCGAGAUCUCGAGGUCUGCUCGAAUGGCCUGCAGAGGCCGCUUCUUGGAGCGCACAUACUCCUACUAGCCCUCUGCGGCAGCUUGGAGAACAAAAAGAGAGGGAAUGUGUUUUAGCGCAGGCUUCGCAAUUAAGGUCAGCUUUUCUCCAUCUUUCGCGGCAUCUUGGUACCCUUUUCCCUUGUAUUCUCAUGGAAUACAAGGCACAAGGGGGCAAGAAACGAGGGGGCCGAAAUGCAACCUAGCAGACUCUAACGCAACUACAACAUGAAGCAGGAGAUAAAAUUCCUUCUAGCAGGCCUGACGAUCCUCUUCGUCAAAUACAAAUUGGCUCAUAUAAUGCAGAACCACGGGUACAAGAGGCAGUAGAUAACUGUGCUGACGAUGGCAAACUAGUUGGAGGUACUGAAGAUAAGGAGCGUCCUUCUGCUGCAUCCCCUGGCUCUUGUCGUUCCUUCUCUGCCUCAGGGCAUAGAGAAGCGUUUUUGGUUCCGGG
Messenger RNA from Amoebophrya sp. A25, 598 nucleotides. Lineage: Eukaryota; Dinophyceae; Syndiniales; Amoebophryaceae. The record is from the annotation of a GenBank genome assembly.